AUGCGCUUCUUUGCCCUUCUGCUCGCCACUGGCACGGCAGUGCUUGCUGCUCCAAGUGUACAAACCCGUCAAGCAGACGAAGUUGUUCCGGACCGCUGGAUCGUUCAGGUACGAGGCACUUCCGACAUAGAGAGUGUGCUCGCAGCAGCCACGGAUCUCCUUCGAUUGAGACGGCCUCUGGAGGCCGACUUGCAAUAUGAUAUCAACCAGGACUACAAGGGCUUUGUCAUCGAGGCCAACGAAUCCAUGGUCCGAGUUCUGGCCACUCUACCCGACGUUCUGGCGUAUGAACCUGAUGUCUGGAUGACGGGUGCAGAUGGCGCUCCUGCUGAAGAUUCUUGGAAGAGACAAGCCGCAUCAGGAGAAUGGGCCGCAGAACCUACCGGAACAUGGGGCACCCAGUCCUCACAGUCCCCAGCUGGUCUGAGUAGCGCAGAAGGUGGCUUUCAGGCUACAGCGCAGCAGAAUGUGUUCACACAGUCCGGAGCUGAAUGGCAUCUUGCUCGUCUGUCCAAUCGCCCACCAGGUAGUACAGACUACUCUUUCCAUGCAUCCGCUGGACAGGGCUCAGUCGUGUAUGUCAUGGAUUCGGGAAUUGAGAUUCGGCAACCUGAUUUCGGAGGCCGAGCUUUUCAUGGUGCAAAUUUUGUGCCAGGUGAACCCAUCUGGGAUGAAUUUGGUCACGGAACACAUGUGGCAGGUACCGUCAUGUCCGGUCAGUUCGGUGUCGCAAAGCUGGCAGAAGCUGUCAAUAUCAAGGUCUUGAACAGAAACAACCAAGGCCAGCUUUCGUGGUUCUUAGCUGGAGUCAACUGGGCUUAUCGCGACAUGUUCCGCACUGGUCUCUUUGGCCUUUCUAUUCUCAAUCUUUCCCUUGGUGGUCGCUCCAACGCACAGUUCAACGCUGCCGUGAACGCAGCGGGCAGAGAUGGUCUUAUAAUUGUGGCAGCAGCAGGAAACGACAACAUCGACGCAAGACAGAUCUCGCCAGCGAACGCCGCAGAAGUCUGUACAGUAGGCGCUACCAACAUCAACGACGACCGAUAUCUCUCUCAAGGAGGUGGAUCGAAUUUUGGUCCUGCAUUGAACGUGUUUGCACCGGGCGAGAACAUCACAUCGUACCUCCAUACUGGGCCCGGGGUGGCAGUUCCGUGGACGGGCACGAGUUUUGCUGCCCCUGCGGUGUCCGGACUUGCGGCAUACUUGGCUGUGCUUGUGAAUGGACAAUUUGACUCCAGACGCAUGUGCGAGUUUAUCAUGGAGUUGGCUACACCUGGUAUCGUUGGGCGACCGGGAGCGGGCUCGCCAAAUUUGAUGGCUAAUAAUGGUAUCUUUGGCUGA
Messenger RNA from Cercospora beticola, 1341 nucleotides. RefSeq names its product S8 family peptidase. The record is from RefSeq and is a predicted model, not a curated record. Gene Ontology annotation, molecular function: serine-type endopeptidase activity. NCBI's taxonomy places the organism in Eukaryota, Fungi, Ascomycota, Dothideomycetes, Mycosphaerellales, Mycosphaerellaceae. Gene Ontology annotation, biological process: proteolysis.